Meleagris gallopavo (turkey) is the source of this 2695-nucleotide messenger RNA. Lineage: Eukaryota; Metazoa; Chordata; Aves; Galliformes; Phasianidae. The record is from RefSeq and is a predicted model, not a curated record.
GGGCCAGCCCCAGCCGGGUCACUUCGUCGGCGUGCAGUCUCUUAGAUCUCCGAGCUCCUCGGGGCCCGUCCGCAGGUGCCGGUGGUUCCUCGCUCUGUGCCACCGAGCCGCAGCAGCGCCGUGUCCCGCCGCGUAGAGAUACAAACAAUCGGAGCCCGAAGGUGUUGUUCGGAUGCGGGACACAGCGGGUGGAUGCAGACUGGGUGUGCACAGGAUUCGCCGGGGGAUGCUCGUUUUGCCACCAUUCCAUUCAAAGAGAUGAGAGAGGCCCGGAGGAGUCGUUGCUUAUUUAUAGGUGGUGACCAGCAAAACAAACACCUGCCAAGGACCCCCUGCUUGAGGCUGUUUUAUUCCUGGUGCCAAGAGGAUGCUCCAGUGGGUGCCUAAGUGUCACACUCUCUUCCAGGUCUCUCCCUGCUGCCUGUGCUGCUGACCCCAGCCCUCUGGCCCCCAAAGCUCUGCAGGCUCCUGCUCUGCACUCAGCAUGCCCCUCCCUGGUGGACUCCGGCCCUCUGAGGAAUCGCUCUGGAGCUCGAGGCCAGCCUACAGGGAGAGCAUUUUUCAUCCUUUCCAAACGUGAAAAGAGUGGCCAUCUGCACAGACCCUGUCACGCGAAAUCAGCACGAAAGCAGCUCUUUGAUAAAGGUGAUACGGCUGUGCUGCUGCCUCCUCCUGUGCCAGGGCUCCUCCCACUUGUCUCCCAUCCCUGGUAGGAAAUGGAGUCAAAGGUCUCAGAAGGCGGCCUGAACGUCACCCUCACCAUCCGGCUGCUGAUGCAUGGCAAGGAAGUCGGAAGCAUCAUUGGAAAGAAAGGAGAGACUGUGAAGAAGAUGCGUGAAGAGAGCGGGGCGAGAAUCAACAUCUCGGAGGGAAACUGCCCUGAGCGGAUUGUGACUAUCACUGGCCCCACCGAUGCCAUCUUCAAGGCUUUUGCCAUGAUCGCCUACAAAUUUGAGGAGGACAUAACCAACUCAAUGAGUAAUAGCACUGCCACCAGUAAACCUCCAGUGACGCUGAGACUGGUUGUACCAGCUAGCCAGUGUGGCUCGCUGAUUGGCAAGGGAGGCUCCAAGAUCAAGGAAAUCAGGGAGUCCACAGGUGCUCAGGUUCAAGUGGCAGGGGACAUGCUGCCCAACUCCACGGAGCGGGCGGUGACAAUCUCGGGGACACCCGACGCAAUUAUCCAGUGUGUCAAACAGAUCUGUGUGGUGAUGCUGGAGUCCCCACCAAAAGGUGCCACCAUUCCCUACCGCCCAAAGCCCGCCUCCACCCCUGUCAUUUUUGCAGGUGGUCAGGUAAGAGCCGACCCGCUUGCAGCCUCCACUGCCAACCUCAGCCUUUUACUGCAGCACCAGCCGCUGCCAGCCUACACAAUUCAGGGACAAUACGCCAUUCCACACCCGGAUCAGUUGACCAAGCUCCACCAGUUGGCUAUGCAGCAAACCCCCUUUACUCCCCUUGGACAGACCACCCCCGCUUUCCCUGGAGAAAAGCUGCCCUUACAUUCCUCCGAAGAAGCUCAAAAUCUGAUGGGCCAAUCAUCAGGUCUGGAUGCCAGUCCCCCGGCCAGUACUCAUGAACUCACCAUUCCCAAUGAUCUAAUAGGCUGCAUAAUCGGACGCCAAGGGACCAAAAUCAAUGAAAUUCGGCAGAUGUCUGGAGCACAGAUCAAAAUCGCCAACGCUACGGAAGGGUCAUCGGAGCGCCAAAUCACCAUCACAGGAACCCCCGCCAACAUCAGCCUCGCUCAGUACCUCAUCAACGCCAGGCUGACGUCUGAGGUCACUGGAAUGGGCGCACUCUAAUUUCCACCCACCAUCCUCCACUCCGCACCACCUGACCCUCUCCAGCCAAGGGCACUCCACCCAGCCUGUACAACCUAUACAUUUACCGUCUUCCCCUUACCUUCACAGAUACUCUUUUCUUUACUAACAGAUAUAUAUAUAUAUAUAAAUACACAUGCAUAUGCAUAUGCACCGUUUCUUUAUGACCUCCUUACUCUGCUCCUGAGAUCGCUCCUGAACUCUUUGGUUCUGGUCCUUGUUUUCAGCGUAUGGUGUAAUUACUUCAUCUUCUUUCCAGGGGGGUCAGGGAGAGGGGGUCACUGGUGUGACUCAAGAAGACACCGGGUCUCCAGUGUCAGUCUAGUGUAGCUACUUAAACGUUUGCAUUGACGUUGGCUGUUCUUGCUGUAGCCUAUGGCCCCGUGACACCAUCCAGAGCUGUGCUCGCUGCCCUCCCCGUGGUCCCCCCAGUGCUCCCCCUGCGUUUGCUUCACCCCCUGGCCUCCCCUUGCCGCCUCAUGCCCCUACCCCAAGGAUAAGGUGUAGUUUUUCACCCCUGUGUUGUUUUGGAAGCAGAAUGUGUGGGAGCCAAGCCUACAUGCAUGCAUGGGUUCACGCACAGAUGUCUCUCUUUGCAACAUGGCAGGGUCCAGACAAGCCAUUUUUAAUACUCAAGGAAGGGAAUCUCACUCUCUCUCUCACACAAACACACAUACACAAAAUUCCCUUUUUAUAACGAGCAACUGGAUGCAGGAAGAAUUCAGCUGUGCAGGAUUCACACCCCCAGGGGUAAAUGAAAACACUCUUUGACAAUCCCCACAAGCAACCUUUGGACAAUAGCUCAGGAAGAUCUGUGAGCCAGCUGUGUUUGUCAGUGUUUGUGUUCAAUAAAUGUCUGUGCAGCUCUGCUA